GGCAUGAGUUGCUCAUUAACAUUUCUUUUGUUUCCAAGGGCUGGGAGAGGUCUGAGGUGUGAAUUGGUCAUUACAAUGUGUGACAAGCUUGGUGGGAACAUCCUGUGUUCAGUGUUUUGUCUAUCUGAGCACCUUGAAAACUCUUUGCAUGCAUUUUUCAGGAUAAAAAAAAGGCUCUGGACAGCAUUGGGAACUGGAAGAGUUUAAAAAAAAAAAAUUUCAAACACAAACGCUUAGAGACGCGAUUUGCCACGUUUACAAGCGUUUUGCAUUUGAAACGCUGAUAAAAUCGACGUCUGAACGCAAGUUUGUUGCGU
Molecule: messenger RNA, 317 nt
Organism: Staurois parvus
Lineage: Eukaryota; Metazoa; Chordata; Amphibia; Anura; Ranidae
Source: the annotation of a GenBank genome assembly